GUUUAUUUGAUUAUUUGCACUAGAAAUGGAAACUACUCAGCAUGAGAAAAUGACUGAAGACGCAAUAUGUGAAGAAACCAAGGUUGUAUUUAGUGAGAAAGUACUGAUUCAGAAGGUAUUUGAAACAAUCAGAGAGUUUAAAGUUACUGAUCCUUUUGGACUUGAGCAGGACCGUCCAGGAAUAUAUGCACUAAAUAUGUGGGAAGACAAAGACGUCAUCAAAGAUUUAUCUAAAAUAGAUCUUCCAGAGUAUGUAAAGUUUGUUGUUUGCACAUUCUCAAAUGGGAGUAAAAGCAAAAGAUACAACAGUAUUAUUAAUUCGAUUGGAAGGGAUCAUGUUGCCAAGUUUCAGCUAUACUGAAAUUCAAGCGAUGGCAGCAUUAUUAAGCACUCGGUGAUCAGGUCUGCUUUAAGAUAUCUCCAAAAUGAUAAGAUAGAUUUAUACAUUGAAGGAAUGCAUAUUACAGAAAGAACUUUCAUCAAACUAAUGAAAAAGUGUUGAAGGAUUAGCCAACUGGCAUUUCUCAGAUGAAGCUUUGAUAAUAUAGAAUCAAACUGUAAUCUUGGCAGAAAUCCUUCAUUAAAAGUGAUUCUUAUUAACGGAUGUAGUGACAGUAGCGGAACAAAUAUUAAUGAAAGUUCUGUCCUUGAGAGUCUCAUAAAGUUUAUAGCAGAGACUUCUCUAAAAUAUUCCAUGAAAGAGCUUCGCUUUUCUCAUUCAAUAAAAAAGACAAUAGCCAUUACUCUCAGAGAAACCUACAGCUUACCAAGUCUAGACUUCACUUGAUUUGAUAAAAGUAAAUUCUCUUUUACAAGCGUUAUAUAAGAACCCUCAAUCUAAAUUUGAUCAUU
Moneuplotes crassus is the source of this 852-nucleotide messenger RNA. The record is from the annotation of a GenBank genome assembly. Lineage: Eukaryota; Ciliophora; Spirotrichea; Euplotida; Euplotidae.